AUGGACGAGGAGCAUAUGAACGAACCAAUGGACGCACCUAUAGACGAUGCUGCCGAGCCAACGAUCUCAUGUCCGUUAUGCAGAUACGCCACGGAUUAUAUUCAGUCAUAUCACUUUCUUCUUGAAGAGCAGCAUAAGAAUAGAGUUGGAACUGGAAAGUUGAUUCGUCGCCACUAUACCUCUAUCCUGCGUUUUACUGAAGAGCAGCGCUCGCAAGAAGUGACGGCGUAUGACUACUGCUGGAAAAUAGCCCGGCGUGUCUUUAAGAAAGAUUAUUUUAAUCAAACUUGGAUCGAUCGAUUUAAGGACCACCUGUUUUUCCUUCGCGACUUCCUGGAGGUGCCUCUAUUCCGAAACGAGCCAUAUACUCUCGACCCCGAUAUUUUUGCGAUUUUAAAACUAGCAAACCCUAACAAAGGACUUCGAGCCCGGGGCCACAUAUGUUUGCCCCCGGAACUUAUCUAA
This is a messenger RNA of Penicillium maclennaniae, 465 nucleotides long. RefSeq lists its product as uncharacterized. NCBI's taxonomy places the organism in Eukaryota, Fungi, Ascomycota, Eurotiomycetes, Eurotiales, Aspergillaceae. The coding region runs from base 1 to 465 and encodes 154 amino acids. The record is from RefSeq and is a predicted model, not a curated record. The transcript has a single exon.